Molecule: messenger RNA, 609 nt
Organism: Lachancea mirantina
Lineage: Eukaryota; Fungi; Ascomycota; Saccharomycetes; Saccharomycetales; Saccharomycetaceae
Source: the annotation of a GenBank genome assembly
AUGAUAUUUGAGCACUCCGAAUUCGGCAUGCUAAGUGGCACACAAGGGUGGACACAAGGUUUAAAACAGGAGUUGACACAAGGAGGAAUGUCUCAGCUGUCGUUUGAAGGUCAGUCCAAUCAAAUGCAGGACAUCUUGGACUUGGUGAUCACCGACCCGCUUCACGUGACAUCGGAAUUUAGUUCAUUGGCCGUUGGCGGCGACAUACAUUCCCGGUCGGUCCCGGUCGAGGAAAUGGUCACGGUGAACGUGACAGAUCUGCUUUUAGAACCAGAGGGAGGUAAUAAAACCUUGGUUGGGCCGAUGGAAUUCAUGCAUCACGUAAACAGAGACCUGUCCCGCGACUUCGAGAAGAAUAGCGACGAUCAUAAUUCAAUGCUUGCAGGAAACCAACUACUGCGGCCAUCUUUAAAGACUCGUAAGAGCAAUCCGUUUUACUCUCCACCUAAGCACAUUCGCAAGAUGAUUGUGAAGGAGAGAAGCAAAAAACCGGAAAGUCGGCGGCAGUCUAGUUCCAGAUCGGCUCAGGCAAUUGACAGUAUGUCGCAAGCGAUGUAUCCUGCGAGGCCCGGGGAAUUAACUCUAAAGAGAAGGGAGACGAUUGGCUGA